Molecule: messenger RNA, 288 nt
Organism: Sphaeroforma arctica JP610
Lineage: Eukaryota; Ichthyosporea; Ichthyophonida
Exons: 1
Source: RefSeq, a predicted model, not a curated record
CUUGAGCAUCUGCCGCCAGUGCAGAAAGACCUCCUCAUUCAGUCACACACCAAGAUUGCACUCGACCAGCAACAACAAAGCGACACCUCAAAGUGGUAUGUGACCCUGGUUAAACUCAGCACACUGCGACGUGGUCAUGAGGAUGUGGUGGCCAUGUGGCGAGCGUUUAUGGACAACCUCGGGCCCACCGAUGGAGGUGCACUGGAAAGCGAGGUGGAUGUACGUCUGAAUAGCAGCCUGCAGUACUGCGGUGGGUUUGACAGUGUAACUGAGAUGUGGUUUAAUUGA